Messenger RNA from Copidosoma floridanum, 2282 nucleotides. RefSeq names its product tetratricopeptide repeat protein 27. Lineage: Eukaryota; Metazoa; Arthropoda; Insecta; Hymenoptera; Encyrtidae. The record is from RefSeq and is a predicted model, not a curated record. Gene Ontology annotation, molecular function: protein binding.
CGGACACUACGAGACUGUAUUUGAAAGCGAAUUUUUCAAAUCUACAAUGACAUCAGUGUUUAGUAAAAACUUUGAGGAGAACAUUAGUGAAAAAAUCAAUGCCAGUUCAGAUGUUGGUGAAAAGUGGUUUUGCAUUGGUGUUGCGUCCCUUCUGUAUUUCAUCCAAAACAACUGGACUGGUCCUUUCGCGAACACGGAUGUCGAAUGCUUGCUGGGCUUGAGGAAUAUUGCAGCUGCCAAAUUAACACUGGAGGAUCAGUACAAUGAGAACGUAGUGAAGCCAGAACUGCUCUAUCUGGCCAAAGUAAUAUUUCACAGUGAGACCUUGAGGACAAAGUUUCCGUUGUGCACCUGGUGGUUACUUAGAGCUAAUUUAAUCCAUCAGUUGCUUCUGGAAGAGUCGUCUGCUGUUUUGUUUGCUGAAUCCGAGGAGCUGAUAAAGACCAUUUGCGAGUCUGAUUUGGUGAAAGACAGUCAUUUGAAGGCUAUUUUCAAAUUAGAGGUAACGCACUUUUAUUUGUAUUACACAAGAAUACAGAGCUCAGAGAAAUACCUGGAGGAAGCUGCAGUUGAGGCACAGUUGAGUUUUGAUCUGGAAGGUGCACUGGGUAAGCGCACAAAGUACCAGCAGCAAGAGAAAGCUCAGUUGUAUUUAAAAGCCAAGUUGGAAAAGGAACCGUUUCCACACAGGGGGUGUGAUAAUUUACCAAAAGUCAUAAAUCUGAGCGAUGACUUGCGCUUGGAGAAAAUUGAAUUUUCAGAAAAAAGAGAAAAGGCUCGACUUGGAAGCAUAGAGGAAUCUGUUAUCUUGACAAAAUAUUUUCAGUUGAAAGUAUCACAACCAAAGGAUGAACUGACAAACGAAGUGCUUGCACCUUACCUGGACCAAGUCAUCGAUGAGACUGAGAGCUGGGCUUUAAAAAUGUCCGCGCUGUUCCAACGCUGCAUCUUAGAGUCAAAUCACAAGAGAACGAUAGAACGUUCUCUUUCUCAAGUUGAAUACUUGAUCGAGCAACUCAAGUGUGAAAAAACGCCCAUUGCUCUCAGGAUGGAUUCGUUUUUUGCAAGUGGCAUGAAGCCAGUAUGGGUAUUGAAGCAACACUUGGCCAAUUUGAUGCUCAAUCUGGGAAUGGUCAAGGGCGCUUUGGACCUCUAUUUGAACCUUUCUCUGUGGGAAGAUGUCAUCGUUUGUUACACAAUCUUGGAGAUGAAACACAAAGCUGCGGAUGUUAUUAGGCAAGAGUUGGCUAAAAAACCUACUGUCAAGUUAUGGUGUUUGUUGGGUGAUAACACACAAGAAGUUGAACAUUACGAGACCGCCUGGAAAUUGUCAGGGGAAAAAAGUAGUCGCGCGCAAAGGCACUGGGGAUUCUAUUACUAUUCCAAACAAAACUACAAAGAAGCUAUUCCACAUUUAAAGUUGUCCCUGGAGUUGAAUAACAUUCAAGAAAACGUGUGGGUCAGACUUGGUUUUGCUGCUUUGCAAGUUGAAGACUGGAAACUUGCUGCUUCGGCUUACAGAAAAUACUGUGCCCUUGAACAAUCGAGUUUUGAAGUUUGGAAUAAUUUGGCCAAAGCUUACAUCAAACUUGGAGACAAAGCAAGAGCUUGGCGCUCGCUACAAGACGCCAUCAAAUGUAAUUUCGACAAAUGGGAGGUGUGGGAUAAUCUGAUGGUUGUCAGCACCGACUUGGGUCACUUUUCAGAAGUGAUUAGAUGCUACCACCGGAUCUUAGAUGUCAAAGGUGUCCACGUAGAUAUCCAAGUUCUCACAAUUUUAUCAAAAGCAAUAAUCGACGAGUUGAAAGAUUCGGAUGGGAAUUCAUCGAGAAAAUUCUUACAAAAGACCCUAGAACUCUUUGGCAGAUUAACAUCGAUGACAGCUACGGACUCGGAUAUCUGGAGGCUGUAUGCUGAGCUUACGUUGCUGAAAAAAGACAAAAUAGACAACGAAAAGGCUGCACGUUACCUUCAACGAGCCUAUCAAGCAGCCGUUGCGAAUCCAAGAUGGUUCACAACUAUUGAAGAUUCGAACAAAGUGCUAGAGACGUGCAAAAGACUGGCAGAAGCUUCCCUAAAAAGUACGGAGCACUGCGCUGUUCAGCAGAAACGACAAAUACUCGCGAGCGCAAAAUUAUCCCUUCAAUCUGUUGUUAGAAAAAUCAAGGAUUUAGCGUGGGAGGAUAUGUCGGACAUCGCGGAAAACUUGAGUACAGUCGAGGAGUAUCUGCAGAAAGUUCUUGAUGAAUUGGAAAAGAUAAAGGGUUUAAAUUAAAUAGGAA